UAUCGAUUUUUCUUGAACGGGAAUGGUGUAGCGAAAACGGACCACUUCUCUCUGUCGCGUGGUAGUGUGUCGCGCAGCAGUCACAAAACGCAGUCCGUGGUGGGGCUCUUUUUUUUCGCGUGUGCGGAAAAUUUUUACAACGACCUUACCCCGUUCGCGCAAUCGAUUUGGGAAGUGUGCAGAUUGCAGCUUUUAAGUACUGCCCCAGCGGUUUCGUUCUUCAAAAAAGUGUGGUGUAAAAAGGACCCACCAAAAGGAUCGUCCCCCCCGCGACUUCCGUUCCGUGCACGUUGGACGGGCCAUUUCUUUGUGAAGCCGUGUUUUCGAACGGUUCCGUGCGCGCUGUGGGCGUGUACGUACGUGCAUGCGUAUGCGUGUGUGAGAGCGUGUAUGGGCGGAAAGGGAAUUCCUCUUUUCACGUGCCGUGCGUGUGUGUUUUUCGGUUGGUUUUCCAUUCAUUCCACUCGGAGGCUAAAAUUAUUUGCCACCAGCUAACCAGGUUUUUGUGCAUUUGUGCAAAGAAUUUCCUCCAAAAAAAGAAAAAGAAAAGGAGAGCCUUCGGGGCAGAAAAGUAUGUGUUGUGUGUGUAAGCUGCCCAAUCGCAGGAGCAUGUUCAGAUUUCCUCGUGGCUAGAAGGAAUCAUACAGCAGGCGCAUACGGCCAAACGCCGAUACGAAAACGAAGGAAUAUAAUCCAUCAAUAGUUCGCUACAUCGUUAUCCGUAGUGUUAGAAGUGAAUGUGAGAAGAACUAAAGGGAUCGCAAGAAGUGAAUGGACAACCACAAGGUGUCCCGUGUAUCGUGUAGCUGUCCCCACUGAAUGUCCCAAACGAAAUAGAGCAAGCUAAAGCAAAAGCGUUUGGUGGAUAAAGUUGUGUGCGUGAGUGUGGACAAACGGGUCCAGUGGCAGUGAGUUGCAAGUUCCGAACGAGAUAAAACCUUAGUGUCCAGAAGUGCGCCAUGCAUACGUGACCCUUCUCCACACCACGUUCGCGUUUGUGUGCGCGUCCAACAUUGUGCGGUGUGCGAGGUUGUGUGCUUCCCCCAGGGAAAUCCCUUGCAUCCAGGAUAUCAUCUCUUGUGCGGUAAAAGCUCCACGGUGAGCUUCUCGUCCGAGUGACGUAGCGGAAGGAUUCCCAGCAAGAUUCCCUGACAUCGGUCCGUAGUAGCGCUAGGGAAAGGAUGAGUCGCGAAGUGCAGAAAGAAAAUGCAACACCCAGCACGGGUGGUACAACCGAGGGCCACCAGUACGUCGGUCCGUACAGGCUCGAGCGAACGCUCGGCAAGGGCCAGACGGGUCUGGUGAAGCUCGGUGUACACUGCGUCCUCGGCAAGAAGGUGGCCAUCAAGAUUAUUAACCGAGAGAAACUCAGCGAGUCGGUGCUGAUGAAAGUUGAGAGAGAAAUUGCCAUCAUGAAGCUAAUCGACCAUCCACACGUCCUCGGUCUGACGGAUGUGUACGAAAACAGAAAAUACUUAUAUCUCGUACUGGAGCACGUGUCCGGGGGCGAACUGUUUGACUAUCUGGUAAAGAAGGGCCGCCUAACGCCCAAGGAGGCGAGAAAGUUUUUCCGUCAGAUCAUCUCCGCCCUGGACUUUUGCCAUUCGCACUCGAUAUGCCACCGGGAUUUGAAGCCGGAAAAUCUGUUGCUGGACGACAAGAAUAACAUUAAGAUAGCAGAUUUUGGAAUGGCGUCACUGCAGCCGGCUGGUUCAAUGUUGGAAACAUCCUGUGGAUCGCCUCACUACGCUUGUCCGGAGGUGAUUCGGGGCGAAAAGUAUGAUGGCCGCCGGGCAGAUGUGUGGUCCUGCGGAGUAAUCCUGUAUGCGCUGCUGGUCGGUGCCCUUCCGUUCGACGAUGACAACCUGCGGCAGCUGCUGGAAAAGGUGAAACGUGGCGUGUUUCACAUACCACACUUUGUGCCACCGGAUUGCCAAAGUUUGCUAAAGGGCAUGAUAGAGGUGAAUCCGGAAAAGCGGCUUACUUUGGCUGAAAUCAACAAACAUCCGUGGGUGACAGCCGGUGGUAAGGGUGAGCUAGAGCUGGAACUACCCAUGAUGGAGGUAGUCCAGACGCACGUCAUCCCGAACGCGUCCUCAGUCGACACGGACGUGCUCAAUGCCAUUUGUUCGCUCGGUUGCUUCAAGGAAAAGGACAAAUUGAUACAGGAACUGCUUAGCCCACACCAUAACACGGAGAAGGUGAUUUACUUCCUACUGCUGGAUCGAAAACGACGGCGACCGGCAAUCGAGGACGAAGAGGACGUGUUGAGACCGCGCAACGACAUUAUCGAGAUCGCCGACCCGCCCCGGAAACGGCUGGAUACGUGUCGAAUCAAUGGCAGCAGCAGUCUUGCGUACGGUCAGAUCAGUGAGGGUUCACCGCUUACUUCCCGGCGGCAGACGUUCAACAAUGGUCAUCGUAGUCACAGUGGUAGCACCAGCAGCGGCAGCCGUCGGUCGCCCUCGUCGGUUCCACUGUCACGUAGCUCAUAUCAAAGUCCAACGCGCGGUGUCGUAGUCAACUCCUCGCAACCACUGAAUCAACUCCAUCCACCAUCAUCUCCAAAUGCGGCCUCAAACCGACACUCGAAUUACUCGCCAAGAAGCAGCACCAAGUCACAGGUCAUCGAUUCCUCCUCACCGGUUCACCAUCGUGCUAACUCCGGUCCGGCCGUAACGGUUGGGCUGUUUUCGGAAACCGACUCCAACAACAUGACAUCAUCAAUCAAUGCCAUCCCGGGCUCGCCGAUACUCGGCAGUCCACAACAGCUGCAGGCCGUUACUACCGGCAGCCAGCUGUGGAAGACACGACUGACGAACAUUAAGAAUAGUUUCCUAGGAAGUCCAAAGUUUCAUCGUAGAAAAAUGCAAAUAUCAACCGAAGAAGUGCAUCUUACUCCGGAAUCAUCGCCGGAGCUGACGAAAAAGUCUUGGUUCGGGAACCUGAUGACGACCGAAAAGGACGAAACGUUCACAGUAUUAGUGAAGGGCAAGCCACUAGCGACGGUUAAAGCUCACCUGAUUCAUGCCUUUCUAUCGAUGACUGAGCUAUCGCAUAGCGUCCUUUCGCCAAUGUCUUUCCGAGUGGAGUACAAGCGGGGUGGUACCGGGCCGACGAUGUUCCAGCGGCACGUCCGGAUACAGGUAGACAUCAAUACGAUUUGCAAGCAGGGCGAUGUCGGUGACAUGCUGUUCGCCAUUACGUUUACGCUGAUCUCCGGCAAUAUCCGUCGGUUCCGGCGUAUCUGUGAGCACAUUCAGGCGCAGGUCUGCUCCAAGCGUUAUCCCGCCCUGAGUAGCCCGACGAACCAGCACAACAACAAGGUGGCUAACAGCGUGGCCGAAAGUAUAUCCUGUGGGUCCGAUUCUAGCGAUCGCAUCAACUACAACAAACACAAGGAGUCUGACAUCGAGCAGGAAACGUUCUACGAUACGACUAGCAUUGGAAAGACACGCCGUUCGUCGGCCACUUCGUCCAACAAGAACUCCGUAUCGUCGGAUGAAAUCGAAAUCAAAACCGUACGCUCGAGCUCGGAAUCCACGGAACGUGAACGGGAACGCAGUACGGAACGGCCGGCGGCCAUGUCCGGUAGUGCGCUGGUAUGAGAAUUAUUUCUCUGAUAGGAUUCAGCGAACAGUGGCCCUCCUGAGAUAGAGGAGGUAGCCGGACCGAAUCCUACACGCACCGCAGAACCGCUCAUCAACGCUCGUCCGGACGUCCCCGGUGACGCAGAGCUUGCGAUCGCGAUCGCAACUGCCGAAGAUGUUGACGAUUCGGGCGAGCUGAUGGAGUUAAUUGCUAAUCAAAUGGAGAUCUGACUAUAAACUUCUCAACUCCCAUGUACGGCCUUCUCAGCGGCCUUCUUCCUACAUCCUUCCUUUCCAUCUUUAGCAAUCCGGGUAACACCGGUGGUGUGUCGGUGUGACGGUCAGCCACGGUGGCCUACGCCUAGGCGAAACCGAUACCGUUCCAGCAGACGAACAAUCCAUAUACUACAACUACUAGUGCUAUUUCUACUACUUAUCGCUACUAUUAAACACUAGCUGUCGGAGAAGUGGCACUUUAGACCGGGAAUCGUCAAACUGGGUGAAUUGAGUCUAUCGAACCAACUUUUCCAAAUUGAUUCAGCAAAACGAAAUGGUGGUCUGAGUAAUUGAGAGCAAAACAAACCAAAUCACGUAAUAUGGUCAAUUUCGUAUCAAACGCAUCGAGUAAACCUAGCAUCACGAGUAAAAGCUACUUUCCAGUGACGGUAAUACACAAGUCAGACACUCAUUUUAGAAACUCAUUGAAGCUUAAAUAGAACGAAUAGAAAAGUCCCGAAAAAGUACCCAUAAUGUCAUGCAAAUGAAACUGUGCUAUUCUUAAGGCUUCAUCAAACUCCAUGAUGAGCGAUUCUAUUGGGGAGUUUUAAGGCCCCAGACAGAGUUUUGCGUUUCUGAAAGUAAAGUACGAUAUUAUAUACUGCACGCACGCACAUACACACACACACACACACAUACAGUCGGAUUGGAAUACGUUUCGUGACAACAUGUUCACACAUCGCCUAAGAGAAAUAAUAUGGAGAGGGGAAGAAAUACUGCAAACUUGAAUCUUGAAUGUCCAUGGAUCAUCGAAUUAAGAUUUUAGACCUCAACAUACUUAUCUUUGUGACACUGAAGAUGGAAAUGAAAGAUGCAAUAGAGAGGCAAGAGAAGUGUUGGUAAAAGAAAAUAGUCGGGAGAUACAAAAAAAACCUACUCUGGGAAGAAAGCUAAAGUGUUUUGGAACGAACUCGGACAUGCAGUACGUCUACAUCAAACAUUGCAAAUGGCGUGCGCCGAGCGUCAGAUGUGCCGAAACAAAAAUGGAACCAUAAUCUUUAUCUAAGCUAGUCAAAGAAACAGAAAGCGAACCGAAUGAUAGGUAAGCAAGCUAAAGCAAGAUUAAAACAAAAAUUUAAGCUACUAGUACUAUAUAUAUAUACUACUCACACAAAAACGACUACCUAUUGCUUUACAAAACACAACAAACAAUGGUAUUCAAUGGUGACACAGUAGCUAACGGAGAUGUGGUAAUGAAUCGUUUAAAUGCUCCUAAAUAUGAAACUACAAUAGACUAGCGGAAAAAGGGGGAAUAUGCGAAGAAGUGAACGGUCGAUUGACUUUGAUUGUCUAAUCCUUUCUCAAGCUCGUACACUUUCGUGGCACGAAGUAACCCAUUGAAAGCUAAGACCCUUACCAACUAGCACUUGUGCAAAAUUUAGUCUAAUUGCUGCCAUUUCACAACCGAUUCGCUAGUAGUGAUGAUGUCCAUCGAAGGAGUACUUACGAUAAUGUCAACAUUAAAAAAAAAAUAAUAAAAAAAAACAAAUCACAGUUAUAGUGCAAUUCGUAUCAGUGUCCGGUUAAGCAUACGCACUCGUUCGGCAAUACGAGUGUGUACGAGCGUGGCAUCCAUGUUUGAAAGCUUUGCUUUUUUAUUUUCCUUCAUUUGAUGGGGCUAGUGUAAUAAUUAUGUUAAUAUAUUUUGCUUGGCUACACCAUUUUAUACGAGUGCGGUGUAAAACAAAAAAAAAACACACAAUAUCGCAACAAUACAAGUAUAACGGCAAAGAAAAGAGACUAUGAUAAACGUAGUAUAUGAUGUAUUAAAAAUCAAACCUAUACUUGAGUAUUCAUACACACGGUGAUGCGCAAUAUAAAAAGGGGAAUGAUGAUGUACUUAAAAAAAGGAUGCAAAACAAAAAAUCCAAGUAAUAUGCAAAUAAUCUACGAACCGCGAACGCUUAUUAGUUUUAUUGCCUAAACGUUGAUGAGAAGCGGACAACUCCAUUAUUGGCAGUUUGGUAGUAGACUUACAAUGCAGAAAUGCAACCGAUAGGUGGAAAAAACCCCGAUGGUCACCUAAAAGGUAGAAGCAUAGACUAAGCAAAGAGCUCGUAUUUUCCGAAAGCAAGCAUUAUUUUUCUAGUUAAACGUAAUCUUGGUUUUAUAGAAUAAUCAAAAUCAUGGAUAAUGUUUCUCUUGCUGAUGCUAAAUUACCGGUUGUCGCUUUAUUUGUCACAGUAACGAUACUCAUUUCAUUACUAUUACCGUUUCGAUUGCUCGUAGUUAUCACUAGUUCACAAGAACUGAAUGUUCUUUCACGUUGGGUUUAUAGCGGGUAGUUAGUGUCUUUGAGAACAACGGCUUCAGCUUGCGAGGGCUUUGACUACUAACACUGCGCCAGCCAAUUGCGUACUAACAGACGAUUAUACUCAUACUAUGCUGUCUUAUGAGCGGUGAGUCGCACGUUAGGGAGGUAGGCAUCGACAGGUAUAAUAGCUCAAGAUGUGACGUUUGUUGCAAUUGUUUCACUAGUCCAUAAUUAGAUAAACAGGCUAAUAAAUAUCUAAACAGCAACAAAAUAAACACACACACAUUCUUACAAACAGAGGAUACUCAAAGAUAGCAUUCGAUAACGUUCUACACUGACAUCUGAUGAUAUUCACAGAGCAAUGCAAGGGCAUUAGUUAAUGGGUAAGAAAUCAAAACUUAUACCGAGCGAUACCCUAGCACACCUGCUACCUACUCAUCAUGCAAGGUCUUUUCUUUUUUUAUCGCUUUUGUUUAAUGGCAUUACCGUGUUUAAGCACAUUGCGUGUAAAAAAGGGAUUACGCUACGCAUGUCACAAACACAAUGAUCGCAAGCUAGAAAACGCAAAUCAAAACAUCUAUACUAAAGAGCAUCAAACACACGAAAACAGUAAACAGAGCCCAGAAGGAAAGAAAGAAGGAAAAAACCCGAAACGAAAGCUUCUAAGCAAGUAAAUAUGAUGCUUGUGUAACUAAAAUAUACUUUUCUCAAUUUCCUACUAAACGGAGAGCUUAGCAGUUGAGCAGGGAAGCAUUUGAUGGUUGGUGUGUUAAACGACCGUGAUUUUUGCAGUCUAUUAAACUCACACUAGAAACUGCCGUAACUGGCGUGCAUGGACGAGAUGAAGGACAGGGAGAAGCAAAACGAGGUGUAAAAAAACGUAAAGAAAAUAAGUAAAACGAAUCAAUACUUACAGAAAAAAAAUCACACUAACGCGAAACACUAAGAGACAGCAAGGAAAACAAAACAAAGCUAAACGCAAAUUUGUAAUAAAAUAUCGCUUAAAAAUUGGGCAAAUUUUGGGAAGCGAUAAGUAAAAUGGAAGGAAGAAAACAGAGCGGAGAAAAAACAAAGCUUGUGCAAAUAUUAUACAGUGCUAGUCGUUAUAGUUGUUGCAAAACGGGUGGAAGAAUGUAGAUCGUAAUUGGUAAUGAUAAACGAACAUUAUGGAAACACAAUAUGAUGAUGAACAAUGUAUUGGAAACAUGUAAAUGAAGUGUUUGAGAGCUUUGCAUUAUUAAGGAGACGGUGUAAUCAAAUCGCAAUAAGGCAGCCGCCGAAAUGUGACAGAAUUGUUACUUGUAUAUGAAAAACAAAACAGCGGAAUGGAACGGGCUGGAUGGAUUGGUGUAAGAAUGUGUGCAGUGUGCGUGGUACGAAAAGUGGAAAGUAAAUGAAAGACAGGGUAAGCGUGAUGGAACGAAACAAAAGCUAAAAUAACCAAAGUGAAACAUACAAGAGAAAAAAAAAACAGCAAAAUUUGAACAUAACAACUGCAAAUUAGAUAGCACAGUGGCAUCAAAAAUAGUUGCAAACCCGUUUGCGAGACAUUGAAAUAGAAAGAGAAACCAAAAAAAGAAACAUUCACCGGCAUUUAGAAAAAAACACACACGCAAACAAACAGCAAAACACACACAACACUCCACUGUGAAACAUUUUGCAUGGUGUGAGCGGUAGUAUUUGGGAGUAGUGAAUACUACUAACACGGAAGUGAAUUAGUAGCAGCAACGUAACGCUAAUUGUAAAAUUGUGCAGAAAAAAAAACCAAAUGUUUUUGUAAAAAUGAAAAAGAAACUGUGAACCUAAAAACCGGUGUGGUACAUAUUAACGUUUCCGUUGGACCUGGACGACCGAAAACGACUGUUGCCCGUCCUCUCUGCCAACGGGACGGGAGCUUCGGGAGGAUGUGCGUUUGUGUGCGAAGGGAAGUAAUAUACAAUUUCGAAAUACACGCCAUUGAACUUA
Molecule: messenger RNA, 8085 nt
Organism: Anopheles funestus (African malaria mosquito)
Lineage: Eukaryota; Metazoa; Arthropoda; Insecta; Diptera; Culicidae
Gene: sff
Product: serine/threonine-protein kinase BRSK2
Exons: 13
Coding region: 1182-3608 (808 amino acids)
Biological process (GO): microtubule cytoskeleton organization; intracellular signal transduction; protein phosphorylation
Cellular component (GO): cytoplasm
Molecular function (GO): ATP binding; protein serine/threonine kinase activity; tau-protein kinase activity
Source: RefSeq, a predicted model, not a curated record